AUGUCCUCGAUCUCCUCAAGGGCUACCAUCCAAGCAAUGAAGUUCAUCUUUGCCAAGUUUGGAAAUCCAAAGACGCUCGUCACGGACAACGGAACGCAGUUCAUGUCGUCUCAGUUCACUUCAUUCUGUCGUUCCCGAGGAAUCUUGGGACGAACCAACAGUGGACACACUACAGACGUUACUGAUAGCAUAUCGCACUUCUGCCCGUCGUCUGCACCUGGCCAGCGUUCACCUGCCAAAGCCUUCCUGGGACGCCGACUGCGAACGGAAUUCGACCUAAGGUUACCUUCUAGAGAUAGCAGAAACGGUACACGAGAUCUCAAAAUGGAAUCUCAAUUCAAUCGUCGAAAUAGAGCACGACGCCGCUACUUUGAGAUCAACGACGCGAUUUUUGCCAAGGAUUAUCGAGAUCAGAAACCCACUUGGACUCCCGGUUUCAUCACACGCCGUGUUGGAAACACAACCUACACUGUUCGCUGUGGAAACGAAGCAUGGACUCAGCACGUAAACCACUUGCGAUCCAGGAUCGUCACAACUGCGACUGACACUUUUUUGGAUGUGAUCGACCUACCACAACUCGACUCCUGCCGCCGACUACAGGCGGACCCAUGA
Messenger RNA from Necator americanus (New World hookworm), 612 nucleotides. RefSeq lists its product as uncharacterized. The record is from RefSeq and is a predicted model, not a curated record. The coding region runs from base 1 to 612 and encodes 203 amino acids. Gene Ontology annotation, molecular function: nucleic acid binding. Lineage: Eukaryota; Metazoa; Nematoda; Chromadorea; Rhabditida; Ancylostomatidae. The transcript has 2 exons. Gene Ontology annotation, biological process: DNA integration.